Halichondria panicea is the source of this 7109-nucleotide messenger RNA. RefSeq lists its product as uncharacterized. The transcript is spliced from 27 exons. Gene Ontology annotation, biological process: positive regulation of transcription by RNA polymerase II; protein localization to ciliary inversin compartment; signal transduction. Gene Ontology annotation, cellular component: nucleus; T-tubule; cytoplasm. Gene Ontology annotation, molecular function: protein binding; transcription cis-regulatory region binding. The record is from RefSeq and is a predicted model, not a curated record. Bases 1828 to 6972 code for a protein of 1714 amino acids. Lineage: Eukaryota; Metazoa; Porifera; Demospongiae; Suberitida; Halichondriidae.
CUAGUAUAUAAAAGAAGAGCGUGCAUUAAGUGCUAAAAAUACAAAUUUCUAUUUUUAGCAAUUCAAUCAAAUUCACAUACUCAACCGCCCACAUUUGAAUUCUGCUAGCUACGUGUUGAGUUGCACAUUCCCUCUCUUCUAAGGCUUAAAAUUUGGCAGAUUUUGCAAAGAAAAAAGGUGAGCUAAAUCUAAGAAGCUUUUUGCGUACUACUAAACACGGCUAUUAUUCGAAACAUAAGCCUGAUUGUUUGUGGAAAAGGAUCGAUACAAUAGAAAGCUAGAAUUGUGUCUGGUUUGUCUCUGUUAGCUGACUCUGGGAUCCUACUCCAGGAGCCUCUCUGCAUGAGACUCCAGGCUAGUCCACAGUGCGCGUGCCUCCAGUCUGGUUUUAAAAUUAGCUCCUAAGUUGCUGUGCUAGACAGUUUAAUAAGUCAUACAUGAUAUUCAUCACUAUACAUGCACUGCAUUAUAUAACUCUUUUGGUUUCUUUAUAAUAAUGUCACGUCUCCAGACGAGGGUUUGCACUUUAGUUUGUUUAGUGAUAGUGGCUGAGUUGCUUAGUCGACCUUUUAGAGCUAGAUUCUCUUUUCUUUUAUGAAAGCACCGCAGGUGCUGCAUGAUGCCUCGGUAGAGAUGCCUAAGCUACAUAAUUAACAUAAAGCUACUAAUGCACAUGAUGAACAGUAUUUUUUUCAAUUUGCUGCAUGCAAACUAAAAGAGUGGGUAAUGAUUGGACCACGAUUGUUGUUAAAAACGAUCGAUGGCAAGAUUCAAGUCUAAAAUUAAUGGCUGCCAUCAGCAGAGCCUUGCAGCUCUCUUCUCACUCUUGCAGCUACGUGCAGAGCUAACUACUAAGUAGAGUCGGUAAACAAGUUUGGCUACGUGCUCUUCUGAAAAGGCAAGCAAAACUAGGCAUAACUUGAGAAUGAAGCAUUAUUUUGCAAAUCCACGAAUUAAAAUCCAUGACUAGAAGCCUAUAGAAACUCUUACUUGCACUUCAUUGAUCCUUGAGCAGCCUACAGACACACAGACACACAAACACACUACCGUAUACCUCGCUUGUGCAUGCGCACCGAAGCAUAAUAAUCAAUUCUAUGUACAGCACAUUGUAUGGCAGUCAAGAUGGGUAAUGAGCAUGCUCACUAUAAAUAUAAUCCUUUGUAGUUUUAGACAGCCUAUAACGCGGAGUGUUUCACGUAAACAUUUUUGUUUCUAAUCCCUCAUAUUGUUCUAUAUGUAUAGGAUAUACCACACCUAAGAGGAGGAUAUGCACCCAUAUAUCCUCCGCUACCGUGGUUACUCCGAGGCGGAGCCGAGGGGUAUGUAACCACGGUAGCGGAGGAUAUAUAGGGUGCAUAUCCUCCGAGUAGGUGUGGCAUAUCUGACUUAUACCACGUGACCGUAGCACUAUAAAAGGACCUCCCCCUAGCAACAAUUCAAUCGCGAUGCAGACUGCAAAAAAGAACAAGACUAUGCCGGAUUUUGCAGCCGUCAAAGAGCUAGUUGAGCAACAUGUUGACUCCUACAGAUGCUCAAGAGCUUCCUUGGUCCAAGCUUUGACCAUUCGACGUCCCCUACUGGAGUUGCAAGCUCUCCUUGGAUAAAAUGUAUCUAAACCGCGCCCAUGGACCCAUGGAAGCUUAGCCAUCUUGUUGGAGAGCACCUUCCUUGUUUCUGCCGUCGCUUUGAGUCUUAGUACUGUCAAGCAUGGCUCUUUUCUCUUUGCUUACUUUCUUGAACAAAUGAAAAAACUAAAAAACAACUUGAAAAACUGUGCAUGCCUGGGGCUGUAUGCUAAUAUUCUAUAUAUCCUACAGCUGUUGACCAAUGAGAUCAAUUAGUGGUGACUUGGGUCAGUUCCCUCUCUGGUCAGCCAGUUUCGAUGGUCACCUGAAGUGUGUGGAACUUCUAAUCGAUGCUGGAGCCAAUGUUGAUAUGCAAGCAGAGCAUGGAGCUACUGCGCUGCAUGUUGCUGCUCAGAAUGGUCACUUGAGGGUAGUUGAAGUGUUAAUUGCAGCUAUGGCUCGAGUUGAUAUCCAAGAGGAGGGCAACCGGACUGCUCUCCACGUAGCCAGUAGCAAUGGACAUGAUGAGGUGGUGAGGGUCCUCUUAGCAGCCAAGGCUACAGUCAACACUCAGAACAAGUUGGGUGAGUCCCCUCUCAGGGUAGCCAGUUACUAUGGUCACCUGAAGUGUGUGGAACUUCUAAUCAAUGCUGGAGCCAAUGUUGAUAUGCAAAAAGAGGACAACUUGACUGCUCUCCACGUAGCCUGUCAGAAUGGACAUGAUGAGGUGGUGAGAGUCCUCUUAGCAGCCAAGGCUACAGUCAACACUCAAAACAAGUCGGGUCAGUCCCCUCUCUGGGUAGCCAGUUUCAAUGGUCACCUGAAGUGUGUGGAACUUCUAAUCAAUGCUGGAGCCAAUGUUGAUAUGCAAAAAGAGGACACCCGGACUGCUCUCUACGUAGCCAGUAACAAUGGACAUGAUGAGGUGGUGAGGGUCCUCUUAGCAGCCAAGGCUACAGUCAACACUCAACACAAGUCGGGCCAGUCCCCUCUCUGGGUAGCCAGUUUCAAUGGUCACCUGAAGUGUGUGGAACUUCUAAUCAAUGCUGGAGCCAAUGUUGAUAUGCAAAAAGAGGACAACGUGACAGCUCUCCAUGCAGCCAGUUACAAUGGACAUGAUGAGGUGGUGAGGGUCCUCUUAGCAGGCAAGGCUACUGUCAACACUCAAAACAAGUUGGGACAGUCCCCUCUCUGGUCAGCCAGUUACAAAGGUCACCUGAAGUGUGUGGAACUUCUAAUCGAUGCUGGAGCCAAUGUUGAUAUGCAAGAAAAGGACAACUGGUCUGCUCUCCACAUAGCCUGUCAGAAUGGACAUGAUGAGGUGGUGAGGGUCCUCUUAGCAGGCAAGGCUACUGUCAACACUCAAAACAAGUUGGGUGAAUCUCCUCUCUGGGAAGCCAGUCGCAAUGGUCACCUGAAGUGUGUGGAGCUUCUAAUCAAUGCUGGAGCCAAUAUUGAUAUUCAAGAUAAGGACAACAUGACAGCUCUCCAUGCAGCCAGUUACAAUGGACAUGAUGAGGUGGUGAGGGUCCUCUUAGCAGGCAAGGCUACUGUCAACACUCAAAACAAGUUGGGUGAGUCCCCUCUCUGGGAAGCCAGUCGCAAUGGUCACCUGAAGUGUGUGGAACUUCUAAUCAAUGCUGGAGCCAAUGUUGAUAUACAAGAUGAGGACAACUUUACUGCUCUCCACGCAGCCAGUAGCAAUGGACAUGAUGAGGUGGUGAGGGUCCUCUUAGCAGCCAAGGCUACAGUCAACACUCAGAGCAAGUCGGGUGAGUCCCCUCUCUGGAAAGCCAGUUACCAUGGUCACCUGAAGUGUGUGGAACUUCUAAUCAAUGCUGGAGCCAAUAUUGAUAUUCAAGAUAAGGAUGGAUGGACAAUGCUGCAUAUAGCCAGUCAGAAUGGUCACUCUGAAGUGGUAGAGUGCUUAGUGGAGAGAGCCCACUGUGACACCAAUGCAAGGAACAAGACUGGCCUGACUCCCCUUCACACUGCAUGCUAUAAUGGACACAAAGAAGUGGUGGAGUACUUGGUAGAGAGAGCCCACUAUGACACCAGUGUAACUGAUGCUGGAGGCAGGACUCCACUUGACUGCGCAAUACAACAGGGUCACACUGAAACCAUCGAAUAUCUUCUGAAUCAGUCUCUUAGGGCACCAUCUGCUACUCCAAGUCAGAGCACUGACUACCAGUACCCUCUAGUCGACCAGCAGCCUCAGGAGUUGUUGGACAAGCUACAAACACCCGCUAUUAUUCAAAUGUCAGAUUGCACAUCUCUAACACAAGAUCAGAUUGAUGCACUACAGAAGCUUAUCGAGGGAACAGAAGUGAACAUUGAUGACAUCAUUGCUACUGGUCAAGGCAUUACUCUGCAAGACGCUCAACAAUUACUUGCUCAGAAAGGAUACAUUGAGGACGCAAGGACUCUCAAGACAAGGCUCAAAGAAAUUGCCGAAGAACAGCAGCGAUAUCUCAAGAUACUCAAGGGUCUAAUGACAGCUGCAGACACCAUCGACCUUCGCUACUUGAAACUUUUUCUUGUUGGCCCACCAUUUGUGGGAAAGACAACUACUUUAAACCGUCUGCUAAAAAUAUUUGAGAAUAUUCAUUCAGCAGGAGACAAAUCGAACAUUCAAAGUACAUUACUCGCUAACUGUAUUCAAGCAUUUGCUUUUGUUGGUGACGACACAGCAGAAUGGCUAUCUUCCGAUACCAUUGACGGUGAAGCAAAAAUAUUGUUCAACUAUUUUUGUGGAAACAAACUCGCAUCUGAGGAACCGCUGGACACACCCCUCAGUGAGCAACUAAGUGAAGAAAAACCCAAACCUGCCAAAACAAUUCAACCUCAUGAUCACACGCAAAUAUCCGUAGAGAACAAUAUUUCACAAGUUGAUGAAGUUGAGACUUUGGAUGACGAAACAAAGGCUUGCAGAAUUAUUGAUGUUGUCAGCCGAUUCCAAAAUUUGAUCAAAAGUGGAGAAUAUUCUAACCUUUUCAAUGCUUUGGGGACAUUUUUGAACAUUAAUGAUAUUGGUGGUCAGCCAGGCUUUUUAGAAAUGCUCCCAGCCCUGAGCACUGGUCCGGCCAUGUAUCUCGUCUUCUUAGACUUGAGCAAAGAGCUAAAUAAGCCGUACAAAAUCCCUUUCAGUCGCGAUGACACAAUCAUCACUCCCUAUGACGCUAUACACACAGUCAAAGACACAGUGUCUCAAAUCCUUUCUUCCAUCAGUAGCAUACAUAGUAACCCUCAAGUGACCUCGUCAUUCAAGACCGAUAAAGUUGAUGGAUUUAAUGAGAAGCUUGAAUCAUUCCUACAAGUAAGUCCGUUAGUUGCGUUGAUAGGCACUCACAAAGAUAAGCUGAGUGAUCCAGAGAAGGAAAUCAAGAAAAAAAGUGACGAUUUAAAUGACAUUGUAAAAAAGUUUGAUAAAAUAAUGAUUUGUCCUGUAGCUACUAGUUCUGAAUCAACAGUUUCUUUGUUUACCGUAGACAACUACACUGGAACUGAGCCCUCGGAUAUAGCCCCUCUUCGUAAAAUUUUGAAUGAAAUCUUUAACACACGCUUCAAGGACGCUUCGUUACCGAUUAGACCAAAAUGGCUUUUAUUUGGACUCAUUCUCCGAAGGGAAUACAAGAUUGCCACUAUUAAAGAUUGUCUAGAGUUAGGGAAGAAGCUUGAAAUGGAUGAAACUGAAACGAAAUUUUGUCUACGGUAUCUUCACGACUGUGUUGGCACUGUCAUGCAUUACACAAGCGUUUCAAAUGAUAAGGAAAACUGGCUCAAGAAUCGUGUGAUCUGCUCCCCUCAAGUAAUCUUUGAUAGCAUCAGUCAGCUGAUUGUUCCUUCUUUGCGUGUACUUCAUUCUGGAGGUAAUGUCACUGAGUAUGAGCGAAAAGAGUUGAUCAGAAUGGGGCAAUAUUCAGCUGAAGCCAUCGAAAUGUAUUGCAAAACUGCACAAGUUAGCAAAAAGUUGAAAAACGACCAACUUAUCCCAGCCAAAAUUCUUAUUACACUUCUUCAACAUCUAAACCUUCUCUCUGAAAUCGCUCACCAAGAUGUUAAUGACCCAAGCAAAUGUCGAAUCACUUAUUUAAUGCCAGCUAUCUUGGAGUGUGCUUCUCAAGACGAGCUGACCAACCCACCUCCACCAGAUGCCAACAACCCAGAGCCACUGCUCAUCACAUUCAGCUGUGGUUACGUUCCAACAGGAACUUUUUGUGGUUUGAUGACUCGACUUGUUUCCCAAGGCCCUCAUAAAAUCCUCGGGUUGACGUGGAAAUUAGAAUUAGUGGAAAAUGUUGUUAAGCGAAAUAUCGUAAGUUUUCUCGUCGCCAAAUCAAACAAGGUGACCAUACUAGCCCACAAUCGAUGCUACGAAAUUCGAGUUGUUCGCCAUCCUGAUGGUCGCAUAUCUCUCCAUGACCUUUGCACUUAUGUUUUCUUAGUGAUGCUCUACACACUCAAAAGCCUUUACCCACAGUUGAUUCCUCAAAUUGCAUUUCAAUGUCCUUGCCCCGGUCACAAGUCAAGCCGAGAUAAUUUAUGUGUUCUGACUGAAGAUUUUUGGGUACAAUUUCUUUGUGGAAGUAAGCCGGUGACUCCAACGAAAGACCAUCAAGUGUGGUUGGGAAAGACUGCUUCUAUUGGUCAGAGUGCUAGCUUGGGAGUUCUCCAGUUCAUGAAGGGACAGUCUCUGGAGAGAUUCUCCUUCAAUUGGAGCAAAGUGGGAGAUGACAACACACAACCUCCAGCUCAUUCCUGUAAACCCAACAUUUUGACCUUCCAGAGUGUGAGAGAGGAGGACCUGGACUACUACCAGUGUGAGGUGAAGGAGGCUGGGAAAGUGGUCCUCACUGUCUAUAGAGCUCUCUACAAAGAUGCGCUCAGAGAAUGCUCAGGAGCAGCUGGUCAGAAGAGACAACUAUCGGCUGCGGAAUCGUCGAGUCCAAAACGCACACAGUUAUCAUUAUCUCCACAAGAUUCUGGAGAAUGCUCAGGAGAAGCUGCUCAGAAGAGAUCUCUAUCAGCUGGGGAGACAUCCAUACAUUUAGCAUCUCCGCAAGGAUCACCUGCCCAACCAGUGAGUACAGUUCUUCAACAGCUGCUGGGCAAAUGUCCGCUCACUACUUCCCAAAUAAACCGUGAAAUUCAGCAAAAAGACAUACCAUAUUUGGCUGCAUAUUUCGAUAUUGUCGAACUCUAUGUCGAUGCGAUGGAAUUAAAUCCUGGCGAGCAAAAUGAUGUCAGCAAAAAGGCAAAUACUCACGCAUCCAUGAUCGAGUGCUUGAAAAUCUGGAAAAAACGGAAGCUCUCACAAGCGACAUUCAGGGUCCUUCUGGAGAUGUUAGUAAAGCUGAAGAAAGAGGCGAUUGCUGACCAAGUCUGUCAGUAUUUGAAGGAGCUGUGAGGAGGUGCACAUAAUACAGCACUCCAUGGACUGUAGAGAUGUCAAAACAGAACAUCAGAUUAGCUUAUCACUAUAGUGUGUAUACAUUGUGUUUUGCACAUAAAGUGUUUUAAACAAUUAAGUAGUUAUCUGUAUCA